This is a messenger RNA of Octopus bimaculoides (California two-spot octopus), 1972 nucleotides long. RefSeq names its product DDB1- and CUL4-associated factor 4. Gene Ontology annotation, molecular function: protein binding. Gene Ontology annotation, cellular component: Cul4-RING E3 ubiquitin ligase complex. NCBI's taxonomy places the organism in Eukaryota, Metazoa, Mollusca, Cephalopoda, Octopoda, Octopodidae. The record is from RefSeq and is a predicted model, not a curated record.
AAUUUGGAAAACAAGUAAAGUGAAAGCCUCGGAUAAUGGGGGACGCUUUUUUUUUCAGCAAGACAUCAAUAUAAUUAAAACUUACGUAAAGUUUAAUUAUAUAUUGGUGUUUUGAAUAUGUCUGAUUUUCGAGGAAGGAAAAAGGGAAAGUGGGGGAAAAAGGAAAAUGAAUAUCCUUCUUCUGCAACCAUGUCAGUAAGUUAUGACAAUGCUUCUUCUGGCCAACGUGCAUCUACUUUCUCACCUAGUCCCUCUACUUCCAAAUCUACUCCGCAUAACGACACGGCAAACACACAAGUUACCUCUGGUAUACAUUCACAGAAGUUUGGGAGUAAGCUCAGUAAGAAACCGAAGAAUGGUCCAUCAAUAGAUCCUGAAAUGUCGUGUAAAUACUUCUCGAAAGGAAGGAAACGAAAAUUUCCUCCAAACAAAAAGCAUUGGAAAUCCUAUUUUAACAACAAACCGAAAGACGACUACACCGAAAGGAAUCACACAGAUGAAGUUCCUUCGACAUCUUACGGCUCGGCCUCAAAAUCAAAUGACCAUAAAGAACUUGAACUUGCAGGAUAUUACUAUGAUACAGAACAGGAGAAAUAUUUCAAGAUUCUUCCUGGACACAGUAGUCUAAAUGUUUUUACUAAGGCAAAAAUUAUUGCAAAAGAGACUGAGGAAAAACGUCAGAAAGAUUUGAUCAAAAUGCGAGAUAGCCCUUGCUCUUUACCUAAAGUUUCCCACUUCAAGAACAAUAUUACUCUGUGGCUGGAACAAAUGAAAGUAGGAUCUAUAAACAACACACAAAUGGGUAUUUUCCAGCUAAGAAAAAAUAUUGCUGGCUUGAAACCUUUCUGGCAUGAGAAAGUAUUUCCUAGUGAAUUUGGUCCUUACGAACAGUUAAAACAUUGUUUGCAGCUUUUAGUGAGCCCUUUAUGUGAUGAUAUUGUUGGCUCUUGGACAGUGCAAAAGUUCCUUAAACAACGUCUACAACUAAUUCACAUUAAAAGACGAACACCAACUAAAGAUAACAACACAAUUCCUAUUGAGAUUGACCCCUUUGGAACCUCAAUAUUGCAUUCUUGGGGACAAGUGAGCAGCAGUUGUUGGGCCCCAUUUUCAGACAAUCCAGACGAGCGUUGGGUUCUUUACACAACAAGUAGUGCAUUUGGCCUUUUGGACAAUUUUGCAUUAAUACGAAAUUUCAAGCCGCGUUAUGGAGAAAAUUUUUAUAUUGCUGAUUACAAUUUGGGCAAAACGUUUUCUUGGACAUGUGCCUGGAAUCAAAAUACAAAGCAGUUCAGUGUUGGAGCCGAGAAAACAGCCUAUCUCCUGGAUGUGGAAACCAAAAAGAAAUGGGAAUUAAACUCACGUAUGAGUGACGUCUUAUCUCAAGUAUUUGCUCAGCAGACCGAUUCAACCCUGGUUCAUGGAACUCGUCAAGGUGACAUUUUGGUUCAUGACCUCAGAAUUCAGUCUUCCAAGCAUGCUGCUGUGAUGGAGCAACAUAAUCCUGUAUGUUCUCUGAACUCCUUACAGAACGGUUAUCAUGUGAUAGCUGCUGAUUUCAAAGGACAAAUAAAAUUAUGGGAUUUCCGCAAGAAACGUACCCUACACGAGUACACUGGCCAUGUCAAUAAACACUGUCAUCUUCCUGUGCAUAUUGAUCACUCAGAACGUUUCUUAUAUGCAGUGGGCCAAGACUGUUACUCAAGGUUCUGGGAUAUGAAGACUGGUAUCUUAUUAAAAAGCAUACCACCACCUCAUCCAUGUUCUCUGGACUUUAUUCCUGCCAUCCAUUAUUCAGACCAUUGGGCUGGUCUCCAUGGUAAUUCUGCUAUGCUGAUGGCAAUAAAAGAUGAAUUUCACUUAUAUGCAUGUGAUAUAUCAGAGUGAUCUAUAUAUUUUUUUAUCAAUUCAUUUAAGACACGGAAAGAGAAAAGAAACCACGGAUACUUAUGGAAAUAAAUAUUGCAUUUUG